UUCGGCUGCUCGCGACUUUUUGAGGGGUCGCGGGUCUUGUCGACAUAUUUCGCGCUGGCCCUCAGAUAUAUCUUUGCCCUUGUCAUCACUCCGUCCCGCGCUUUUCCGUGUUUUACAUCCCUCGGCCAUUCAAUCACCAGCUGAUAGAAAACAUUUUCCUUUUUUCCCCAGUCAUCGUGCGGGAAGCGCAGUCAUCAGCGCUAGCGAAGCCCGGUGGAGACUGCGCCUUCUCAUAAGCUUUGAGAUGAUUCUUCUUCCGCUGCCAGUCAACCGCCUGUCUUACAAUGCUAUUCGCCCAUCGGCUCUGUCCCCACAGAUGAGCCUCAUCAACUCAACUUAAGAAAACUAUAAAUACGUGUGAAGAUACCCUUGAUCGAAUCUAGAGUUUUGAUAUGUAUCACUCCGAUAUUUCAUCAGCUUGUGGCUCCCAAGGCAAGGCGGCUGCUGUGACUGCACUCAUGUCAGAUAUAAGUGGAGAAUCUGACUGCUCGAGUCCGCGCGUCGGAACUUCAGGCCCGAUAGCAGUUGUUGCACUCAUCGAACAAGCCGGCAUGGCACAAUCAAUCUCCAGCAACGGCCUAACCGGAAGUUUAACCCGGCCCAGACUGGCCGUGAAACGAGCGCGCGAUCCCCCCCGAAACGCAGGCGGUCAGAUAUACUGCGAUCAUCCAGAAUGCCGCGAGAAUGCCCCCGUAUUUCGGAGGCCAUGCGAAUGGAACAAGCACAUGGACAAACACGACAGACCAUAUAAAUGCUCUAAUCCGGACUGCGCAAAAUUGCCGGGAUUUACGUAUUCCGGUGGAUUGUUGCGCCAUCAGCGGGAAGUGCAUGGAAUGCACACGCCGCAGAAGCGGCUCAUGUGUCCCUUCGCCGACUGCAAUCGCAGUUCCGGGAAGGGAUUUACACGACAAGAAAACUUGAACGAACAUCUCCGACGGCUACAUCGGGGUUCUCAAGACCUUACCGUGCCGCCUACGCCAAGAAGCCCUCCUAACUCAGCAAAAUCGCUGGAAGAUGGGCGCCUUUCCGCGCUCCCGAUUCACUCAGCCAUGAAGAGGAAGCGAACAUCGAGCGAAUCCGAACACGGCUCGGAAGACAGCGGGUCUAAUAUUCAGGCGUUGCGCGAUGAAGUGGUGCGCCUGAGAUCCGAAAUACAACAAAAAGAUUCCCGACUUGACGAACUCGAGAGAGUCGUGAAGGAGUUACGCCAGACUAUUAAGCGUGAUUGAAUAGGAGUUAAUAUUCUGUUGUCUCUCUUCCCUUUUCUCUUCUUUCCUUUUUUUUUCCUUUUGGCAUAAUAUUGGUGCAUGGCAUAUGGUUAGGGGUCGGAUAAAUUGAUUUAAUUUGGGUAUCUCUUACGACAAGAUUGGAACAUCAACUAGGAGUUGCUAUUUGUUCAAAUUCGUGUCCAUAUGUCUUUAUGGGUUGGGUCUGGUUGGCGAGCAAGGUUUUCUGGCAUUAUACCCCCUGGUUUGAUAGGCUUUUAUGACAGUGAUUAUGUGCUUUUAA
Molecule: messenger RNA, 1509 nt
Organism: Coccidioides immitis RS
Lineage: Eukaryota; Fungi; Ascomycota; Eurotiomycetes; Onygenales; Onygenaceae
Product: C2H2 transcription factor
Exons: 3
Coding region: 393-1229 (278 amino acids)
Biological process (GO): regulation of transcription by RNA polymerase II
Cellular component (GO): nucleus
Source: RefSeq, a predicted model, not a curated record